CACUGUUGUCAUUAUUCUCGUUUUUCCACUGCAACUCGAUGGCUGCUAACGACCCUGGCCUUGCGCCUCUCAGCGCGCCUGCUGAAGACCCUGUGAAAGGCGCCGUGGACAUCCCUAUCGAUACAGAGACACCGGUUGCGCCCGACCAAUUCGACCCCAAAUACGAGACGACCAGGAAAGAGAUUUGGGCGUACUACACCUACUACGUUGGCGACAAUGGUCUUACCCUGUUCAACUUUGGCCCCACGGCUUUCCAGAACCUGAUGUAUCAAGCCGCUGGGGACUCUGAGAUCCUCCACUUCAUGGGGAAAGACAGAACUAUCAACAGUAUUGUCCUUCUUUGCAAUGGCAUCAGUUUCGCUAUUCAGAUUGUGGUCUUCCUCAUCCUAGGUUCUUUCGCUGAUUUCGGCACAUGGCGACCAAACAUUCUGAUCGUACUGUCCAUGAUUGCCUUCGGUAUCGGCUUUGGCUGGUUGGGCGUGCACACUGAGCAAGAUUGGCACAUUGGUGUCGGGCUCUACAUCGUGGGAUUGAUUGCCUACCAAACAACCAUCACAUUCUGGACUGCCGCGUUCCCAGGCCUAGCGAGGAACACCAAAGACCUGCGCAUGAAGGCUGAUGAAUUCGCUGACGGACGAAUUACGCGCGCAGAGUACGACUUCGCGGAUAUGAUGAAGAGGAACGAGUUAUCCAACACGGCCUUCUACGUACAGUCCGUCUUCGAAAUCGCCAUCUUGGCCGCGAUCGUGGGGAUCAUGUUUGGCCUACACGUCAACGACAGCGAGGCAAACAACAACUGGGGUCUCUCUGUGCUCAUCGCUUUCGCUACCGGCGUUUGGAUCCUCUGCGCUAUCCCCUGGUUCGUCCUGGAAAAGAGGCGUCCAGGUCAGAACCCGGGACAAACGAAUAUCAUUAUCGCAGGGUUCAAACAGCUUGGAUACGCAAUGAGUCAAAUAUGGCAGUUGCGUCAGAGUCUUGCAUAUCUUGUUGGCUACUUCCUACUAGGCGACAGUCUCAACACUACUGUGACGGUCAUUGGAACUUUGCAGAACGAGAUUGUGGCAUACAACAGCUUGCAACUCACCUACCUUCUCAUUGUCGGUAUUGCUGCGCAAGCUGUUGGUAUUGGCGCAUUCUGGCAGAUACAAAAGCGAUACGGACUGUCCACCAAGACCAUGUUCAUGGUGAUAGCUGUGUGCAUCGUGCUGUUGGAUGGCUGGGGCAUGAUCGGCAUAUGGACGCAGUCUUUCGGCUUCCACAAGACGUGGGAGGUCUGGGUGUACCAGGCAUUCUACGGCCUGCUCGUUUGUCCAUGGUACAGCUACUCGCAGACCAUGAUCAGCGAAGUCACACCACGUGGCAAGGAGUUCCUGUUCUUCAGUUUGUUCUCGAUUGUUGGCAAGACAAGUGCCUUCAUUGGCCCCUUGGUCAGCAGUGCCAUCAUUGACGAUACUGGCAACAACAGUAGUCCAUUUUACUUCCUGUUUGCGUUGAGUUUCGUCAGCUGCGCAUGGCUCUACUUCUUUGUAGAUGUCGAGAAGAGUAGGGUCGAGCAGCAGGAUUUCUUAGAGAGGGAGAAAAGCGGCAAGAUGGAGAUUGUCAGAGUUUGAGAUUUAGUCUGCAGCGAGAAAGCUCUAAUCGAUCCGAUUGUAUUGCAUGAAUACGCACAAAAUCGUCAAAGGGGACCAUUAGAUUAUGACGAUGUAGCACUCUGUCUUGUCGGAAGUACAGAGAGUGGGCCUCGAGAAAAUUCACCUACAUGGCAAAACUCCGGAUCGCCCUCACUUUUGUUGCGGUAUUUUUCAGUCCAUGCAAGACCCUAUUACCCUUGCUUAGACUGUUCUGAACUAGCACGUUCCAGAGUCAGUAUAUAGUCGUCUUCUCCUCACUAGAU
This is a messenger RNA of Macroventuria anomochaeta, 1894 nucleotides long. RefSeq names its product MFS general substrate transporter. NCBI's taxonomy places the organism in Eukaryota, Fungi, Ascomycota, Dothideomycetes, Pleosporales, Didymellaceae. The record is from RefSeq and is a predicted model, not a curated record. The transcript has a single exon. Bases 39 to 1610 code for a protein of 523 amino acids.